AAAAUAAGGUGGAUCCCAUCCACACUUAUUUGCUUAAUGAAACAAAAGGUUACCCUCACCCCUCCCUCUCCCUUAUUCUCGGCCAAGUAAUACCCAGGAAGAAGAAGAAAACCACCCUCCUUCAUUCUCCAUUGUUGAAGAGAGCUCAACAAGAAGAAAUCCCAAGAAAAGGAGCUAAGGUGCUAAAAGUGUGAAAAGAUUAAGGAACUUGUGAAAGGUAUUUCAAGUGAUUUCACAAAGUUGGGAAAGUCGCCGGAAUUGUCGCCGGAGUUGACCAAAAGUCGCCGGAGUGUCACCGGAGUUCAACCAAGAAGGGUAGAACUACAUACACUAGUUCAAGGUUGAAGCUAGGGCUUGCUACCUGCACCUUUCUACGGGUGACAUCAAGUCAAGGAAGACGUGAAAUGGAGGGCAGGCGAAUGGGGACCAGGAACAAUCUGAGGGGGCAAGCGCCGGUAGCAUCCCAAAGGGGAAGCCGGGCUGCAUCUCGGGGUUCGAGAGGAGGCCGUGGAGGCCGUGGAAGCCGUGGAGGUCAUCAAGCUCAAACUGUGAGUGAUGGCCAUGUGAGCUCGGUGUAUGAAACCAACACCGAAGACUAUGACUCAACCUACGUUCCAGAGACGGAGCAUGAAGAGACCCCGUAUGAUGGGGGUGACACAUACACCGAUGAUGAUGAUGAAGAGAGUGAUGCCAAGUUCGCCCAAAUGGGCGAAUUGCUCGAGUGGUAUCAAAAGGAAAAACUGAGGAGAGACCUUAGGCGCCAAGCGAGGCGUGGCUCUCGUGGAGGUUCGGGUCAAGGAAGCCGGGGAGCUUCCGUGGCCACCCCAGCGGCGUCACAAGGUGGGCGUGAAGGGGGUUUUGUUGUGAGAAUCUCCAAGUACCUCAAGGAGGCUAGGGCCUUGGGGUGUAGGUCCUUUGACGGCACCGGUGACAUUACCGUUGCCGCCGAUUGGAUUAAGAAGGUGAAGGAUGCAUCAAGAGAUAUGCAAAUCACACCGGACGUGAAGUUGACUGUCGCUUCACGGCUACUUGAAGGGAUAGCUUCUACGUGGUGGGAGAGCGUGGAAGGGAAGUACCAUGGGGAAAUAACAUGGGCGGAUUUUGAGCUAGAGUUCUAUGAUCAAUACUACUCCGAGUACGAGGUGAACGUGAAACGGAGAGAGUACACUAACCUCAAACAGAAAGAUGGCGGCACGGUUAAGCAGCUGGAACAAGAGUUUAGGACCUUGGCUAGGUUCUUGCCGGAGUACACGGUUGAUGAGAACCGCAUGACGGAGCACUUUUGGGAUGCCUUACUCUUAGACAUCCGUGAUCGAGCCACGUACUCGCGCCACAUGACCUUUAGCGAGGUGGUGGAGCAGGGCCUUCUUGGGGAGGCCCAGUGGAAUGAGAGAAAAGAAAGAGACGCCGAAGAGGCGAAAAAGAGGAAAUGGCAUAAUUCGGGGCCGCCCGAGCAAGCACGGAAAGAUAAACACGGUGGGGGUGGUGGUCCGUUCAGGACACCGGCACCACCGGCAAAGAAGAACCGAGGAUUGAUGACUUGUUCGAUCAACUUCGAGGGGCAAUAGUAUUCUCGAAGAUUGAUUUGAGGUCGGGGUAUCAUCAGUUGAAGAUCAAGGAAAGUGACAUACCUAAAAGUGCGUUCCGCACUAGAUACGGUCACUACGAGUUCCUUGUGAUGUCAUUUGGUUUAACCAACGCACCGGCGGCAUUCAUGGACUUGAUGAACCGUGUGUUUAGUGAAUACUUAGAUCAAUUUGUGAUAGUAUUCAUUGAUGACAUCUUGAUAUACUCCAAGAGCGAGGAAGAGCACGAACACCAUUUGAGGCUUGUACUUGAUCGGCUAAGGGAAAAGCAACUCUUCGCCAAGUUCUCCAAAUGCGAAUUUUGGCUCAACGAGAUUGGUUUCCUCGGUCAUGUCAUAUCCGGUUCGGGUGUUGCUGUGGAUAACGCCAAGAUAAAAGCGAUCAUGGAUUGGGAGAGACCCAGGAAUGCGAAGGAGAUACGUAGUUUCCUUGGCUUAGCGGGAUACUAUCGUAAAUUUGUGGAAAAAUUCUCCGUAUUGGCGUCUCCAUUAACGAAGCUCACAAAGAAAGGGGCCAAGUUCAUAUGGGACGACAAGUGUGAGAAGGGGUUCCUUGAAUUGAAGAAACGACUUACCGAAGCACCAGUCCUUGCCCUACCCAUACAGGGGAUAGGGUAUGACAUUUACAGCGAUGCUAGCAUCCAAGGGCUUGGAUGUGUACUAAUGCAAAACGGUAAGGUGAUUGCCUAUGCUUCUAGGCAAUUGAGGAAACACGAAGUGAACUACCCUACUCACGAUCUAGAGUUGGGGGCGGUAGUGUUUGCAUUGAAGAUUUGGAGGCAUUAUCUCUACGGGGAGACGUGUCACAUUUAUACUGAUCAUAAGAGCUUGAAGUAUGUAUUCACUCAGAAAGAGUUGAAUAUGAGGCAGAGGAGAUGGAUGGAGUUGAUCAAGGACUAUGACUUGAUCAUCGACUAUCAUCCCGGAAAGGCCAAUGUAGUGGCCGACGCACUGAGCAGGAAGAAUACGUCAGGGACGCUACUUACUUGUCUACGAGUAUUGAGGGCACACGUGGAGGUGUCCACGACCGGGGCGCUCAUUGCUAGGUUCGAGGUGAGGCCUACAUUGCUGGGUGAGAUCAGUAGAUGUCAGGCCAUUGAUGAGGAAUGUCAGAAGAUCCGCGAACGGAUCCUUGAGGGACCCGUCGAGAAUUUUCGGGUACGUGAUGACGGUCUUUUAUUAUUUAAGGAUCGUGUGUGCAUACCAAAGAAUGAGGAGCUCCAGAAGUCUAUACUUGAGGAGGCUCAUUCUUCAGCAUAUGCUAUGCAUCCAGGAGGUACUAAGAUGUACCGAGAUCUGAAGGAAAGUUACUGGUGGUCAGGUAUGAAGAGAGAUAUUGCAGAGUUUGUGAGUCGAUGCCUUACUUGCCAGCAAGUUAAGGCAGAGCAUCAGCACCCAGCAGGGCUCUUGCAGCCACUCACCAUCCCAGGGUGGAAGUGGGAACAUGUGACCAUGGACUUCGUGGUGGGGCUGCCACGAACAGUGAACAACUACGAUGCAGUGUGGGUAGUGGUUGAUAGGCUCACCAAGAGUGCACACUUUCUACCUAUCAACAUUACUUAUCCUCUUGAAAGAUUGGCCAAGCUAUACACGGAGGAGAUUGUGAGAUUACAUGGAGUCCCAAUAUCCAUUGUCUCGGAUAGGGAUCCACGAUUCACAUCCCGAUUUUGGCCAAAGUUUCAAGCGUCUUUGGGGACUAAACUGAAGUUUAGCACAGCUUUUCACCCACAGACGGAUGGACAGUCCGAGCGGGUGAUACAGAUUUUGGAAGACAUGCUUAGGGCAUGUGCUUUGGAGUUCCAAGGAAGUUGGGACAAGCAUUUGGCCCUAGUGGAGUUUGCUUAUAACAACAGUUAUCAAGUAAGUAUCGGCAUGCCUCCAUAUGAGGCAUUGUAUGGGAGGAAAUGCAGAACACCAUUGUGUUGGGACGAGGUUGGCGAGACCAAACUCGAAUGGAUAGAGCUGGUUGAGAUCACCAAGGCCAAGGUGAGGAUCAUUCGGGAUAGACUGAAGGCUGCUCAGGACCGACAGAAGAGUUAUGCUGAUAAACGGCGGAGACCGUUGGAGUUCGAAGUCGAUGAUGAGGUCUUCCUAAGAAUUUCUCCUUGGAAGGGCAUCAUUCGAUUUGUAUCGAGGGGAAAGCUUAACCCCCGAUACAUCGGCCCAUUUGAGAUCCUUGAAAGGAUAGGGGUCGUGGCCUAUCGUCUCAAGUUGACGCCUG
Molecule: messenger RNA, 3806 nt
Organism: Cuscuta epithymum
Lineage: Eukaryota; Viridiplantae; Streptophyta; Magnoliopsida; Solanales; Convolvulaceae
Source: the annotation of a GenBank genome assembly